AUGUCUAAACAUAAUAUUGUUUCAUACAAUAUAUUAUUGAAUUUAUAUGGUCUAUAUUAUCAAUCAGAUAAAGCUUUAAAAACUUAUCAUCAGAUGUGUCAACAAGGUCAUCAACCAGAUGAUAAAACAUACGUUCUACUUAUUCAUACAUUAAGUCAAACACCAAAUAAAAUUAAUGAUGUUAAACGAAUAUUUUCAACUAUUGAAGAACAUAAACGUGGACCUAUGGUAACAGCAGCUAUGAUUGCUGCGUUAACUCGAGCACAAUUAUUUGAUGAAGUUAAUGAUUUAUUUAAAAAAUUACCAAAAGAAAAUAUUUUAUUCUAUGCAAUGAAAGCAAAUAGUAAUGAAACGAAUGAAAAAUUUCAUUAUCCAAUAUCAAUAACAAAUGAACAAUUAGCAUUGUAUGAUUUAUUAAUGAGUAAUAUUUAUACAUAUGCUGGUUUACAUGAUCGAUUAACAAAUGUCGAUGAAAUUUUAUAUGAGAAUAAAAUAUUAAAAGAUCGUUUAUCAUAUUCUUGGUUUGAAAAAUCAAAUGGAAAAAUUGAAUAUUUCAAAAGUGAACAAUUACAAUUAAAAACAUGUGAACAUACAGAAAAACUUGCACUUGUAAAUGCUUUAGAUGAACAGAAGAAUAGUUCAUCACCUAUCCUUAUUGGAAAAAAUCAUCGAACAUGUACUGAAUGUCAUGAUUACUUUAAAAAAGUUUCUUUGUCUUCUUCUCAAAAAAAAAUUUAUUUACGUGAUUCAACUCGUUUUCAUAUAUUUUCAAAUGGUACUUGUUCGUGUGAAAUUUCUUCGUGA
Molecule: messenger RNA, 804 nt
Organism: Adineta steineri
Lineage: Eukaryota; Metazoa; Rotifera; Eurotatoria; Adinetida; Adinetidae
Source: the annotation of a GenBank genome assembly